UUUAGGGGAAAGCCAAAUUUUCAUCUGGCAACACUGGGACAACUCACCAAAAAAAUUUCUGCUGUGAUUUCGUUUUAAAAUUUUGGUUUACCUUUUUAGAUUUUUGUUUGCAAGUGUAGUAUAAAAGCCAAUAAAUAACAACAAUAAAUACAUACGUAAUUAAACAAUCAAGUGCGGCAGCACACGAGCAACAACAAAGACGGCACGCCAAGCAAAAACGAGUUCGAGUUGUUGUAGUUGGGUUUUCCAGCCACCGUUCGCCGAGAUUGUGUGAAAAAUUCCGUGGCAUUCGAUUGCUCCAAAAUGGUUGAUAAGUUCAUAAGCAUGUGGAAAGUGCGCGAAUUGGCGGACAAGGUCACCAAUGUCGUGAUGAACUACACGGAGACGGAGGGCAAAGUGCGGGAGGCCACCAACGAUGAUCCCUGGGGCCCCACUGGGCCACUGAUGCAGGAGCUGGCCUACGCCACAUUCUCUUACGAGACAUUCCCGGAGGUGAUGUCCAUGCUGUGGAAACGGAUGCUGCAGGACAACAAGACCAACUGGCGCCGCACCUACAAGAGCCUCCUCUUGCUCAACUACUUGGUGCGGAACGGCUCCGAGCGGGUGGUGACCUCCUCGAGGGAGCACAUCUACGAUCUCCGCUCGCUGGAGAACUACACGUUCACCGACGAGGGCGGCAAGGAUCAGGGUAUUAACGUUAGGCAUAAGGUACGAGAGCUUAUAGACUUCAUUCAGGACGACGAUCGGCUGCGCGAGGAGCGCAAGAAGGCGAAGAAGAACAAGGACAAGUACAUCGGUAUGAGCAGCGAUGCGAUGGGCAUGCGAAGCGGUGGCUACAGCGGUUACAGUGGAGGUGGUGGCAGCGGCAGUGGAGGCUACAACGACGGCGGAGACUAUCGGUCCAGUCGUGGCGACAAUUGGUACUCCGACAAGAACAACGACAAGGAUCGGUACGAGGAUGAUGAUACUCACUACGACGGAGAGCGCGAGGGAUCCGACAGCGACUCACCCAGUCCAAGACGUAACUACCGCUACAACGACCGAGCCAGUCCCGCCGAAGUGGCCAGCGAGGCCAAGCCCUCCAGCCUAAACAUGAACAUCCGAUCGAAGGCCGUUAGCUCGCCGGUGUCCAAGCAGCCAACGUCAUCGGCUGCCACAAAGCCGGCGGCGUCGCAAAAGAAGAUCGAUCUUGGGGCGGCGGCCAGCUUCGGAAAGCCAGCGCCUGGCGGAGCUGCCGGCAUACACUCGCCAACGCACCGAGACACACCCACCAGCGUGGACCUGAUGGGCGCCAGCUCGCCCGCCACCUCCAAGGCAAACAAUAAUACGCAAAGCAAUAGUAAUGAUCUGCUGGACGAUCUGUUCAAGACCUGCUCGCCGUCGCCAACGCAGGAGAAGAACCUGAACAGCGCCGCAGUGAUUGUGGAUGACGAUGAUGACUUCAAUCCGCGGGCUGGUGACGGUGGCCAGCAGGAGUUCGGCGACUUUGCCUCGGCCUUUGGCGGUAGCUCAGCAGGUCCGGCCAGCGAGCCUCCUUCCACGGGCCUCAUACCGGCCACCAACGAUGAGUUUGCCGACUUUGCUGCUUUCCAAGGCUCGACUACGUCGACCUCUGCUCUGGAUGGGACCAUGCUUCAGACGGCCACGCCGGCCAACGACUCCUUCGACCUGUUCAACGCUGCGCCCACAACGACGGCGUCGGCCACCACGGCUACGGAUCUCCUGGCGGGUCUGGGCGAUCUGUCCAUACACCAAAGCAUGCCCAUGGCUGUCGAAGAGCAGUUGGCAUCCGUUGGCUAUCGGGUGUCGCCUCCGCCGCCGCCGCCGCCGGAGUCGGUGCGUCUGGCAUUGGCCAAGGCGCAGAAGCAGUUGCGCGACUUGGAGCAGGUCCAAAGCGCUUCCUCGGCCAACCAGGUGGCAGUCAUUAUCAGAGAGAUCCACCAAUCAAAUGCCUUGCCUGGCUUCACCACCCCGGAGCAGUUGGUGGGCCUCGAUCGUCAGACCUGCGACUGGAGUUCGCUGGCCAACGGAGAGUACGCCUCGCUGCUUAGCCAAGUGGUCGAGCUUUUCAGUCAGGAUUGGCCCGAACCCUCGAGGGAUGUGGAUCUCGUGAAUCUCUUUAUGCUAGAUCACAGCUUCGACUAUGUCCUGGUAGCCUUUGAGACGCUUCAGACAGGAUUGGAUCAGUUUCCGGGGACUGUUGCCUCCUUGCUGGAGCAUUUGCUGAAGGAUGACUGCCUGGUACCCAUUGCCUUGCUGCACAUCUCCCGCCAGAGGGGCUCCUUGAUGCAGCGAUUUGCUCGGACCAUCAAAGUAAUGCCAGAGAGACGGAUUGAGGAAUUGGAUGCCCAGGUGAAGGCGUUCUUUCAACUGCUCGUCGGUCUGCCCGGCCACGUAGCCAAUCGUCUGGGUCGCCAGCUGCCGCAGGCGUUUGCUCCUGUUCCCUACCAGCAGCUCCUGCUGCGUCAAUGGCUGAAAUCCUUCCAUUUUCUGCUGCAAUGCGAGGAUGACGAGGAAUACUUCGACCUAACCCCUCACUCCUGGCUCUUGUCGCAGCUUAUAAACCUUCAAAACGAUGUCCCAACUCUGGAGGGCUUACUGCGAGUGAUGAAGGACUGCGCGGUGCCUCGCAGAGGGAGGAAGGUGGUGCAAGCCGUCAUGAUGCAACUGGAUCCAAGUGCUUGUCUUAAGGCCGCCCAGUCGGCACUCUCUGCCGAACUGAAUCUCUAUGUCCUGCUAGGACCAUCGGCGCUGGAAGUCCCUCACUGGAAGCACUGUCUGCUGCAAAAGUUACCCCUGCAACGGACGCCUGUGGAAAACAAGCAAAUUAAGACGCUGACGACUUAUCUUAAUGUGUCUAAGCCUGGACAACUGCAGGUGCUCUUCAAUCAGUUGCUGGGCAUAUGGUCCAAGCGCAUUUCGUUGCAUAAACUGAGCAGCCAGGAGCACUUGGCCAUUUCCAAGUUCCUCGUGGCGGCAGGAAAGUGCCUGUAUCGAGGUCUGGAGGUUGAGUUCGACAGCAAGCGGCAGCUCCACGACGGACUUAGUAACCAUUUGCAGUCGCCAGACUCAGUGCAGCGUUAUGUGGGAAUGAAAACAGUGGAGCUGCUCUUUAACUUUAUGGCUCUGCCGGAUACAAAGGAUGAGGAUCGACUUCGAUUUGAUUACGAAUCCAUGAAGGGCACACCCCAGUGGCACAUCUUUGAGGAAUUGGACGAGCUAGCGGAGUUUGAAUGCGCCAGCAAGUCGACUCUGGAUGAAAAGAUCGAUGAAGAGCACCUGAAACAGUUGGAAUCACAUCUCAAGGAAUUUAUGGGCAGCUCUGAGGAAAUUCAGCAGCAGACUCGCCCCAAGAUCAUUACUAAUACAAAGCCAAUCGCAGGGAAGGAAAAUGUCAAAAUGCAGCUGGACUCGGACGAUGACGAGCCACUGGAUGAGGAUGAUGACGAUCUGAAGCCAUAUGACAUGUCCAACGACAUAACCAGCACCCUCGAACAGCGUCCGAAAUUCCUGCUGGACCUGCUGCAUCUCCUUCGCACCAAAGUGGACAACUAUCAGGUCUUUGAGGGCGCUCUGAGCACCGCGGAGUCUCUCAUUCGUGGCCAACUCGGCAGGCACGACGCACAGCUGGCCCUGGACCUGCUGCAGCUGUUCCUCACUUUGGACAUGCAGUUCUAUUUCGAGAACUUUGAGCGCACACAAUUUCAGUGUUGUGUGGCCAUUUGUGUGGCCCACCCUGGUCCGUGCGCAGAGCACCUGUGCCGUCAGUUCCACACCGACAACUCGACCUAUGCGGCCAAUGUGCGUAUCCUGAUCCUCCAGGUGCUGGCAGCGACAGCCAAAGAACUCUCCGGCGACGAGAUGAAGCCCAGUGAGGCAGUGAGCCUGGACAUUGUGCCACCUGCAGCCAAACAACCACGCAAAUUUGAGCUCCAAAACGCGGAAGUGAGUCCAGCAGCGCGUCUGGCGGCUGCCCAGAAGAUAAUCCGCGAACGCCUUCGAGCCAAAACCAAGCGAUACUUUAGCAAGCCGAAGACGGGAGAGCGAGUGGAGAGAGCGAAUCCCUUCCAUCCGGUAGCCGGCACCUUCUUCUUCAGCCUGGUGAGGGGCCAGCGGACGCGCCAGAUGCUGUUUGUGAAGUACGAGGAUAUUGCCCACGACAUAGACACCCAGUUGCUGGUGAAUCUGCUGCACACUCUGUCCGUGCUGGUCAUGUGCUCCCAGAACUGUCCACUCCUGCCGGCGAUGACCCGCGAGAUCUUCGAUUUGUGCGCCUUUGUGCGCUUCAAUGCCGAGGCUCGGGUGCGUGCGGCCACUCUGCAGCUGAUUGGUAUCGCCUUGGUCACCACCCCUGGCCAUGUACUGGCCCAGCAUUUUGCCGAGUCUCUAAACGAGCUGCAGCGCUGGCUGGAGGACUUUGUGCGUUCGCCCCUUGUGGGCGGGGAGACAUCGGAGGAGUGCCGAGAUCUGGCGCAGAGCAUCCUGGACACCUGCUACAAGCUCUUCGAUGCAGCCGCCAUGGAACAGGCUGCCUAGUUAUAGGUCAUAAGGAAUAGGGUAGCGACAUAAGUUCGCGCGUCAUAUCUUCACCGAGCUAAAACUGUUGCUCGUCGUUUUUCAUCUUUUUUGAAUGCUUAAAGUUAAAAACUAUUUACGAAAUUACGUAUUUGUUGAUUUCGCUGGAGAAAUCUCUAAACCUAGCCUUACGUUUAUAUCCAAAUAUGAAACCUUUCAGAAAACACACAUUGAAACCCGUGUCCUUAAAAUCCUUUCGGAAUAUACACAUACCUAUAAUCUUGAAACCCGUGUCCUUAAACAUUUCCCUAGUAUUUUAAAAUGUAAUUCAGUUGAUAAUGACAAUUAGCCUUAAGUUUGAAGCCGACACAAGCCAUUGUAUUGCAGGUAUAUACGGAUUUAUAUCAUUUAAACUA
This is a messenger RNA of Drosophila kikkawai, 4931 nucleotides long. RefSeq names its product clathrin interactor lqfR (gene lqfR). NCBI's taxonomy places the organism in Eukaryota, Metazoa, Arthropoda, Insecta, Diptera, Drosophilidae. Gene Ontology annotation, molecular function: phospholipid binding; clathrin binding. The record is from RefSeq and is a predicted model, not a curated record. Gene Ontology annotation, biological process: endocytosis. Gene Ontology annotation, cellular component: clathrin vesicle coat; plasma membrane; endosome.